AUGAAGGUUUAUUCCUUUCAGAAUCAGGUACGGCUUACCAUGUCUACCACAUAUAAAAAGGAACCUCGCGUGGUUGACAUGAUUGAUCUAACUGGAGAGGUGGCAGAAGCAGCCAAAGUUGACCCUGCCGUUGCCUCUUGUGUCAUUUCUAUGUUCGAUGAGGGAUUCACGGUCCCGUUCAUUGCCAGGUAUCGGAAGGAAGUGACUGGUGGAAUGGAACCACAAGUGCUUCAUCGGUUACGAGAGAAGAUGAACGAAUGCAAACUUCUGAUUGAAAAAAUUGAUAAAUCCUUCACAUAUCUGAACAAAAAAGGUUUACUGACAGAGGAUUUGUCGAAGCAGUUGCUCAAAUGUAAAACAGUAAAUGAAGUCGAGUUCAUUACGGAACCGCUAAAGGCCAAAGGGCCACGAACAUUGUCGGCUAAGGCUAAGGCCGCCAACUUGGAAUCACUCGCUCAUGAAGUACUUUUCUCCGGAAGAUUUGUGGAUAUUCCUCGUCGUGCUCCACCGGAAGCGCGAAAGGCGUUCCCAACCGGGCCAGAUUUGGAGGCAGCUGUCAGCCACAUCAUAGCGGACGUGUUCGCGAAAGAUUUGGAUCUGAUUCGGCAUGCGGAACAAUUGUAA
Molecule: messenger RNA, 624 nt
Organism: Echinostoma caproni
Lineage: Eukaryota; Metazoa; Platyhelminthes; Trematoda; Plagiorchiida; Echinostomatidae
Source: the annotation of a GenBank genome assembly